Syngnathoides biaculeatus (alligator pipefish) is the source of this 14130-nucleotide messenger RNA. RefSeq names its product DDHD domain containing 1b (gene ddhd1b). The transcript has 14 exons. NCBI's taxonomy places the organism in Eukaryota, Metazoa, Chordata, Actinopteri, Syngnathiformes, Syngnathidae. Gene Ontology annotation, molecular function: metal ion binding; glycerophospholipase activity. The record is from RefSeq and is a predicted model, not a curated record. The coding region runs from base 287 to 2899 and encodes 870 amino acids. Gene Ontology annotation, cellular component: cytoplasm.
CUUCUGAACGAGCAUUGUUUAUCAUCACAGUAGUAAAUGUGAUCUACGAAGAUAUAAAACAGCAGUCUAGGUAGCAUUCGAGCCGGAUAUGUUUAUUUUUUAUUUCUCAUUUUUUGUUGUUGCAUUGAAUAGGUUAACGUUUGUUGGAAUCGUAUAUAAUAUUAACGAAUAUUAUCGUGGUCAGGACAGACAGGCGACCAGAUGUUGCAAACGGAAGAAACCUUGAUACCGGGAUUACAAAGGUCACACGUUGUGUUUGUGGAUUUGAACAACUGCAAGUCGAAACAUGAGCAAUAUGAAGGACAAAUGGACCAUCAGCCAGCAGAGCUCGGAUAAUAACUCUGUCAGCAGUAGUGAAUGGGACAUGGCAAAUGAUGUUUUCGUGUCCGGCUACGACGAGAACCCGACGGCAGUAGAACCCCGCGCCGGGGGCGGCGGUAGGGAUGAUCCAGUCGGACAACCGCGUUUGGACGGACACCUUGCUCUUUUAGCCCAGGACGGCCUCAUGCUGGGUCUCCCAGAAGACGAAUACGCGAGCCCAUCGUAUCUGGACAUCGACCCACACUACAGCGAAAGUGGCAGCAGCGUGACAAGCAAGAAACCUGUACGUUCCAGCAGCACUAGGCACAGGGGGGAAAUAGUCACGGAGCUGGGCCCGGAGGAGGUCAGGUGGUUUUACAAGGAGGACAAGCGGACGUGGAAGCCGUUUGUGGGACACGACUCUUUAAAAAUCGAGAGCGCCUAUGCAAGGUACAGGCAGCAGCACGCCGACAUGGUCAAACACGACUGUGAACCAGUCGAAUCCAAGGGCAGGGAUGGAGCUACGUCCGGCGAUGUCCAGCCGGUGGACAGCGUAGCUGUGGAAGACUGCCAAAAGCUGUCCCUGUCCGAGGAGAUGAGGGACCCGGACGACAUCAGCACGAACAUGGAGGCAGUUUGUGUCAGAGGGGGCCUCUAUGAAGUGGACAUCAGAGAAAAGGAGUGCUACCCUGUCUACUGGAACCAGCAAGAUCGUAUUCCUGUGAUGAGAGGCCAGUGGUUUAUUGAUGCAACAUGGCUUCCUUUGGAGGAGGAUGAGAGUGACAUGAUUGAGCAAGAGCAUCUUGCCCAUUUCCGGGGUCAACAAAUGUGGGAUACCUAUGAAAUGGAGGUAGUGACCACCACAGUAGACAGCAAAGAUGCUAUUCACAGUUUGAAGCUGAGCCGCAGCCAUGUUGACUGGCAGAGUGUGGAUUUGGUCUACCUGUACAGUGAUGCUACCACAUCGAAGAUUGCACGAACUGUCACUCAGAAACUGGGCUUUUCUAAAGCUUCAAGCAGUGGAACACGUCUCCACCGAGGGUAUGUGGAGGAGGCAGCUCCUGAGGACACCCCACCUGAAACUACCCACAUUGUGUUUGUGGUGCAUGGCAUUGGUCAGAAGAUGGACCAGGGUCGCAUUAUUCGGAACACUAGCAUGAUGAGAGAUGCUGCCAGAAAGAUGGAGGAGAAGCACUUUCCUAGUCGCACCACAGAGCAUGUUGAGUUUCUUCCUGUUGAAUGGCGGUCGAAACUGGCUCUUGAUGGAGACACAGUGGACACCAUCACUCCAGACAAACUGAGAGGUCUCAGAGACAUGUUGAACAGCAGUGCUAUGGACAUCAUGUACUACACUAGCCCGCUUUACAGAGAUGAGAUUACCCGAGGUCUGACUCUUGAGCUGAACCGUCUUUACUCACUUUUCUGCUCGCGAAAUCCAGACUUUGAAAAAAAUGGGAAGGUCUCCAUCGUGUCACACUCCUUAGGCUGUGUCAUCACUUUUGACAUCAUGACCGGUUGGGACCCGGUACGCUUUCAUCAUUUAGAAGUGCUUGAUCCUGAAGAAACUAAGGCCCGCUGGCCAAGUGUGGAAGAGCGCCAUCUUCAGGAGCAACUCAGACUCACACGCCUCAGGUUGAGGGAUUUGGAAGAUCAGUUCCAGGGUCUACAGACCUUGUCUUGUGUUGCAGUUCCGGCAUUGAAAUUCAAGGUGGAGAAUUUCUUCUGCAUGGGCUCACCUCUGGCAGUAUUCUUGGCAUUACGAGGCAUGCGUCCAGGAAGCAAUGUUUUGCAGGACCAUAUUCUCCCCACGUCAAUCUGCAAACGCCUCUUCAACAUAUUCCAUCCCACCGACCCUGUGGCGUACAGAUUGGAACCUCUUAUCUUAAAGCACUACAGUAAUAUUGCACCUGUUCAAAUUCACUGGUACAACACAACCAGCCCCAUGCCAUAUGAUCACAUCCGCCUCACAAUGCUAAACCUUCCCAAGGAAACAACCUCUAUAUCAGACUCUGAAAGCCUUCCCAGCCCCUGUACCUCUCCGCCCCAGGCACGACGUCACUAUGGAGAGUCCAUUACCAGCUUGGGCAAGGCCAGCAUAAUGGGUGCUGCAAGUCUUGGAAAGGGAAUCGGAGGAAUCCUGUUUUCUCGCUUUUCUCGAUCCAGUUGUCUGGUGGGUGGAAUGGAGGAGGAGCCCUCGGAUUUUGAGGAUCGAACUGCAGAAGCGGAAAAUGCAGCAGGAGAGAAGAAAGUUCUCUCUGAAAGUGAUGACAAAGAAAAACUAGUCGAGGAGGAGCGGAGGGAGAUAGAGCAGGCGAUGUCGCAAUCCACUUCAGUAGUCAUGAACCACACCUCCUGGCAACCCCGACUCCCGGAGAAAAGUUCCUUGUGUGUUUUUACACACUUGGCUAAUAAAGUGGAACUGGAAAGACGCAUCGACUUUGAGCUGCGAGAGGGCUUGGUCGAGAGCCGCUAUUGGUCGGCGGUGACGUCACACACAGCCUAUUGGUGCUCUUAUGAUGUGGCGCUUUUCCUCCUUACAUUCAUGUAUAGACCACAGGAGCCUCCUGUAACUGCAGAAGACAGCACAGAUGGCUCAUAAAAAAAUACAUGCACACUAAGGCAUGGCCAGUCAGUUCAUUUUCUAUUUAAAUUUAAAAAGGAAAAUGAUUACAUUCCCUUGUUUAUUUACAGUUUAAUUACAAAAUAUUUACCAAACAAAUUAUUUGUAUUGAUUUUAGAUUGAUGCUAUUUUAUAGACUGAUACUAUUUCUAAAAUGGUAAGUUUUUUUAACAUUACAAAAUAAAUCUACAUUUAUUUUAUACAUCUUAUUUUGAUAUUAUAGAUUUGAGUAUAGACAUGUAAAUGUUCAUUUAUUUAUUUUAAGUUAUAAUAUGGUAUCGCUCAAACAUGAAGUGACUGCUACCAAGUGAAUUUAAACUAAAUUGACACAUAACCACACACACACACACACACACACACACACACACACACACACACACACACCACACACACACACACACACACACACACACACACAUCGGACAUACUGUGCCCAAAGCCUUUUCUUUGGACCAUUUGUCCACAAAUUCCUGCUCAUGAUCUUUUGCAUUAGCAACUGUUUCCUGCACCGAAUCAUUCAUACCUCUGACUGAACUUUUAGUGUUCUGUGUAACAGUAGGAUAGUUUCCAGAUGUGACUGUUGUUGUGAUGAUCCUGUUCUCCCAUAACUUAUCUUACCUGACCAUUGAUCAGUACAAUGCGCAGCUUUGAUAGUGUGAUUAUUUCCCAACAUAAAAUGGCAUGGUAAGAAAUGCCCAGCUCGUAAAAGCUUAAUUUUUGUUGCUUUUCAGGAUUUGUCAGAAGUCAUUUGGAGUGACACAAUGAUUUUUUUUUAUACAAUUGCUUUGUAAGAUCCCACAAAGUGACCAGUUCAUGUUCAAUCUGAGAGAGAUGUACCUUGUUACGAGAAUUAUGCACUCAUGGUAGAUCCAGAGAAAGGCCUCCCUUGUCCUGUUUUUACAACAAUUCACAAUUUCUGCCCUGUUUAUUUGUUCUACCUUUGUGUCUGCAUGUUUGUCAGUGCAGGAUGAAUGGAGAAAUUGGGUUAGUGGGUCAUUUUCAUAAAAUUUGAUCUAUAACAGUUUAGACACAAUUCAAAUUUAGCAUUUUUUCAUUCCACCUUUGUUUUAUCUGGAUAAAAGUCUUCCAUUAUGAAAUAGCCACACCUGAAAGUGCCAUUUAAAAAAAUAGUUGAUGAUUUAAAAACAGUAAGAGUGAAAGCAAUCCCUAUUGAGAGAGGGAAUGUUGCUGGCCCAUAGAAAUACGCUUGUUGAAACAAUAAAGACAAAAGUGCAUUAUGGUAAAUACAAAAAUCCUAAAAAAAUAAACAUGUACCACAAUUUAGAUGUUGCCCUUCAAACUGCAGAUAUAAGUGCAGAAAUGAUUCUAACUACUCAUUAAACCCAUUGCAGUCUUGCUAUAAUUCUGACCCUUUCACAUAUCCAUACAUACUGUAGUCAUUCAUCUAAAAAAAUCCAUCCAUCUUUUACCACUUCUUAGUCAGGUUGGCGUGGUGGGGGCAGCAGCUUACGCAUGGAUUCCCAGACUUUCCUCUCCCCAGCCACUCCAUCCAAAACUUCUGAGGGGAUCUGUGGUGUUCUCAGACAUUCUCUCCACUGUGUUCUGGCUUGUCUUCGGUACCUCCUCUUUAUGGGACAUGCCUGGAACACCUCACCAGGGAGGCAUCAAGGAGGUAUGCUAACAAGGUGUCCAAACCACUUUUCCUGACGCCUGUAGAUGUGAAGGAGGAGUAGCUGGACUGAGUCCUUCCCUAAUGACCAAGCUUCUCGCUCUAAACGAGAGGCCGGACAUCGAUUAUCUGUGAUCUCGUUCUUUCUUUCGUUACGCACAGCUCGUGACCAUAGGUGAAAAUGGAGUGUAUUUGGGAAAACGAACCUUGUUUACUGCAACGGUACAGUACGUAGUAACGGUACAUACGGAGUCCAAAUCAUAGCAGAUGCUGCACAAAUCUGCCUGGAGAUCUCCUGCUCCAUUCUUCCCUCACUCAUGAAGAAGUCUUGAAUAUAUUUGAACUUCUCGAUUUUGGGCUGGAUCUCAUUCCCAACCCAUAGAGAGGACUCCACUCUUUUCCUAUUUAGUACCAUAGUUUCAGAUUUCAAACUGCUGAUUCUCAGUCCAACCGGAGCUGUCAUGAUUAUUUAUCAAAACUGAAGACUGCAGUUUUCAAAUACAUGAUCCUCUGUUGUCUUUGAAAUUGUCAUGGGCAUGGCCUGGCCACUGCCGUGGGCAGAGCUUCCUGUGAGGGGCGUGGCCAGACCACUGUCCUGGGCAGUGCUACCUCUGACAGCUGUCACAGUUGUGUUGCAUUUUGGACACUAAUGGACCAAGUAUUUAAGUGGUAAAUGUGUCAUCAGCAUUUGCCAGUUCGUUGCGGAUGCUUCACUGUAUUCUGGGUUACUCCGCUACUGUGCGUAAGUUGCAAGUUUAGUGUAGCGCAACAGUUUUGUCAGAAUGAGCCUGUGCCACCAUAGUCAAUUCACGUUCAUGUUUCCAAGUUUUGCCUUGUAGCCAUCGGACCUCGUUUCAUGUUUUGGAUCUUGCCUCGAGCCUAGCGUUUUUGUGCCUGUGCCUUCUUGGUCCGCUUAAACUUUGUAUGACCUUAGUUAGGAAUAAAACCACUCUGAACAUGAUGCCUUUGCCCGGAAUCCUGCAUUUGGGUCAGCCCCCAUGCCGCUGGCCCAUGACAGAACGAACUGACCGGAAUAGGACACAGCAGGGAAGAUGAGGCAUCGCUAGCCACGCCGUCGGGCACGCUGGUUGUCUGCCUCCCAGCGCUACCAGCCUGGGGACCAAGCCUCCCCUAUCUGGGUGGAUUCCGUCCCGUUAUCCUCGCUUACCGCGCCAUCUGCACAACCCGGUGUCCUGAUUAUUUUCCGACCACGACCCGCUCACCACCACAUAUUUUGCUGGACUCAGAUUUUCCAGAUUAUGAGGAAGACGUGAAUUUAUAUUGACUGGCUGCCCAAUUCUGACUCAGAGAUUGACUUGGGUUUUUCUCUCUGGUGAUCAGUUACAAUCAGUUUAUUUUGACCCCCCCCCAUGCUUCCAGCCCAUGAGUGCCUUCACCCUGUACGUCCAAACCUUUCUGGGGGACACGUUUGGCCAUCUAUCCGGGCCCUCCGCAUGGCGGCCAGAGGAGACGCCCAAGUAGGGUGGCUCCUUGUGCCUUGCGUUGUUCUCCAACCAAGCCACAGCGGACGAUCGGUUCCGCCCCAUUGACGACCAAGCCACCGCUGACAUCCGUCAUUGCCUCGCCGGCAACUGAACCGCAGCUGAUUUCUGUCAAUGCCUCGCCGGAAACCAAGCCACAACAGACUCCCACUCCCGCCCCAUGGCUACCCGUCCCUUUGGUAAACUCUUUACGGCCUCCCGUCCUGGCAGUGACGACUCCACGGCCGCCCAUCCCGGUGGCGACCUGUUCUUGGCUGCUUCACGUUCGACCCAUCCACAGCUGCCCGCCCCAACAGCGAACCCUCCACGACAGCCAGUCCCGGCAGCGAACCCUCUACGGCCGCCCAUGCUGGCGGAGACAACUCCACAGCCGCCUAUCCCAGCGACGAUGACUCCACGGCUGCCCGUCCUGGCGGCGACCUGUCCUCAGCUGCCUAAAGUUCCUGUUCCGGCGGCGACACGUCCCAAGCCAUCUGAUGACCAUGUCUCGAUGGCGACUGAUCCUCAGCCGCCUGAUGACCACGACCACAACUCAUUGGCGACACAUCCACAGCCGCCCGUCCCGGCGACGAACCCUCCAUGGCCGCCAGUACCGGCGGCGAACCCUCUACGGCCGCCCAUCCCGGCGAUGACAACUCCACGGCCUCCCGUCCCGGCAGCGACCCGUCCUCGGCCACCUCACGUUCCUGUUCCAGCGACCUGUCCAUGGCCGUUUCACAUUCCUGUUCCGUUGGCGACACCUCCCAAGCCGUCUGACGACCAUGUCUCGUGGCGACCGAUCCUCGGCCGCCUUCCGCUCUGUUUCAGCGGCGACCGAUUCCCGGCCGUCUGAUGACCACGCCUUGAUGGUGACCAAUUCUCGGCCGCCUGAUGACCACAUCUUCAUGGUGACCGAUCCUUGGACGCCUUCCACUCCUGUUUUGGCAGUGACCGAUCCAUGGCGAACUUAAACUUGCUUAUCUGCCUAGUAUUCCUUAGCUUAGCUUGCUAACAACGAGACGCGUUUGUGAUCAAUUUGUGGAUGUUGGAAGAAACAUCGAACGUGAGUAACUUCAUAACUUAUACGACGAGAGCCGUGAGAACUCAAGAAAUUUAACAAGUCUUAUCUUAGUAUCCACAUUCGUGCCAUAUCGUUCCCGUUGAAGCUGCUCGGCCCAAGUUAGCCUUACGCGCUAAGAUUAUUACCUACGUAGGGGAUACAACGAGUUCCAAACAUAAAUCGUCAACUUAACCUUGAACUACUAGUGAGGGCCAUUUUGUGGUUUGAAUCCCCUCCAUCCACGUAUCCUUUAAAUUGCCAAUCCUUUAUAUUUUUAACACAGGUAGAAUGUGGUUUGUGUACCUUCUGUGGUGACCAUUUAUUGUGAUUGCUUUCAUUUGACCUUAUCUUUAACAUAGAGUAGCUAGGAUCUAAAUUGUGUAUCUUUUGUGCUAACUUUGUUUAUUUGAUUGCUUCUUUGAUUAUCUGCAGCCCGUUGGGCAGCACAUUGUGCUACCUGUCGGCUGGUCCCAAGCACGAAUAAAUGAAGAAGGUUGCGUCAGGAAGGGCAUCCAGUGUAAAACUGUGCCAAACAAAUAGCGUUCAUAAAACGAAUUCCAUAACAUAAUAGGUCGUGGGUCAGGCUAACUACACCCAUCCCCCCGGCACUGUUAAUCUGCAAAGCGUAGGUAGAAAUUCAGAAAAUGUAGGUCGAAGACAAAAAAAAGACGAGGAAAGCGGCUUAGUCGGCAGAAGAAGAGGGAUCCACAGACCCUACAACUGUGUGUAAGGACUUUCAAUGUUGGGACUAUGACAGGAAAAGCUCAGGGGUUAGUUGACAUCAUGAUUAGGAGAAAGGUUGAAAUAUUGUGCAUCCAAGAGAGCAAGUGGAAAGGGAGUAAGGCUAGAAGUUUAGGUACAAGGUUUAAAUUAUUUUAUCAUGGAGGAGAUGGGAAGAGAAAUGGAGUAGGGGUUACUUUAAAAGAAGAGCUGGCUAAGAAUGUCUUGUAGGUGAAAAGAGUAUCAAAUCGAGUGAUGAGGCUGAAAUUUGAAAUUGAGAGUAUUGUAUAUAAUGUGAUUAGCAGCUAUGCCCCACAGUAGGAUGUGACCUCGAGUUGAAAGUUAAUUUAUGGAAGGAACUAGAUGGAGUAGUCCUGAGCAUCCCAGAGAGAGAGACUUGUGAUUGGUGCAGAUUUCAAUGGACAUGUUGGCGAAGGAAACUGGGGCAAUGAAGAAGUGAUGGGUAAGUGCGGCAUUCAGCAAAGGAACUUUGAGGGGCAGAUAGUGGUGGACUUCGCAAAAAGGAUGGAAUUGGAAGUGGUGAACACUUAUUUGCAGAAGAGAGUGAAACACAGAGUGACCAACAAGAGCGGAAGUAGAAACACACAGGUGGAUUAUAUUUUCUGCAGACAGAGUAAUCUGAAGGAGGUUACCGACUGUAAGGUUGUGGUGGGGGAGAGUGUAUCUCGACAGCAUAGGAUGGUGGUUUGUAGGAUGAGUCUGGUAGUGGGUAGGAAGACUAAGAAGACCAAUUUCGAGCAGAGAAUCAGGUGGUGGAAGUUGAGAAAGGAAGAAUGUUAUGUGGCCUUCCAGAAAGAGGUGAGACAGGCUCCAGAUGGACAGGAAGAGCUCCCAGAAGACUGGAAUACUACUGCCAAGGUAUUCAGAGAGGCAGGUAGGAAAGUACUUGAAGUGUCUUCUGGUAGGAAAGGGGAGAAGGAGACUUGGUGGUGGAACCCAAAAAUACAAGAUGUCAUCCAAGGUAAGAGAUUAGCGAAGAAGAAGUGGGACACGGAGAGGACUGAGGAGAGCCGUAAGAAAUACAUUGUGAUGCAUCAUAAGGCAAAGAUAGAGGUGGCUUAGGCUAAACAAGAGGCAUAUGACAUGUCCUCUCGGUUGGACAUGAAAGAAGGAGAAAUGGAGCUCUACAGGUUGGCCAGACAGAGGGAUAGAGAUGGGAAGGAUGUGCAGCAAGUAAAGGUGAUUAAGAAUAGCAAUGGAAAUAUGUUGACUGGUGCCAGUAGUGUACUAAGUAGAUGGAAAGAGUACUUUGAGAAGUUAAUGGAGAAAAUGGGAGCAAAGUUACAGUAGAAAAGGCAAGCGUGAAUGACUGGGAAGUGGCUUUGAUUCGUAAGAGGGAAGUUAGAAAGGCACUGAACAGAAUUAAAAAUGGAAAGACAGUUGCUCCCGAUGACAUACCAGUGCCGGUAUGGAAGGAAUUUGGUGAGGUGGCUGUGAAGUUUUUGACCAACUUAUUCAAUCAAAUACUAGUGGAAGAGAAGAUGCCAGAAGAAUGGAGCAAAAGUGUGUAAUCCCCAUUUUUAAGAACAAAGGCGAUGUUCGGAACUGUGGAAAUUACAGAGGAAUAAAGAUGAUGAGCCACACGAUGACGUUAUGGGAAAGAGUAGUGGAGGCUAGACUCAUAACAGGAGUAAGUAUCUGCAAGCAACAGUAUGGUUUCAUGCCUAGAAAGAGUCCCACAGAUGCACUAUUUGCCUUGAGGAUGCUCGUGGAAAAGUACAGAGAAGGUCAGAAGGAGCUACAUUGUAUCUUUGUAGACCUAGAGAAAGGCUAUGACAGAGUACCCAACAAGGAACUGUGGUACUGCAUGCGCAAGUCUGGUGUGGCGGAGAAAUAUGUUAGAAGAGUACAGGACAUGUAUGAGGGCCGCAGAACAGCGGUGAGAUGUGCUGUUGGUGUGUCAGAAGAAUUUAAGGUGGAGGUGGGACUGCAUUAGGGUUCCGCACUGACCCUCUUCCUGUUUGCGGUAGUAAUGGUGAGGCUGACAGACAAGGUUAGACUGGAUUCCCCUUGGAGCAUGAUGUUCGCAGAUGAUCUUGUUAUCUGCAGUGAAAACAUGGAAAAGGCGGAGAAACAGUUCAAGAUGGCGGUACGCACUGGAAAGGAGAGGAAUGAAGAUUAGCCGAAGUAAAACAGAAUAUAUGCGCCUGAAUGAGAGGGGUGGACAAGGAAUAGUGAAGCUCCAGGGAGAAGAGAUAUCGAAGGUGGACGACUUCAAAUACUUGGGGUCAAAAAUACAGAGCAAUGGAAAGUGUGGUAAGGAAGUUAAGGAACAGGUCCAACUGGUUGGCGGAAGGUGACUCUAUGUGACAGAAGAGUAUCUGCCAGGAUGAAGGGCAAAGUUUAUAAAACAGUGGUGAGGACGGCCAUGAUGUACGGAUUAGAUGAUGUUCUAACCAUUGAGGUAGCAGAAUUGAAGAUGCUGAGGUUCUCGCUUGCUGUGAAGAAGUUGGAUACGAUUAGAAAUGAGCUCAUAGAGGGACAGUCAAAGUUGGAUGUUUUGGAGACAUGGUGAGAGAGAGCAAACUUCGAUGGUUUGGACAUGUUCAGAGGCGAGAGUGAGUAUGUUGGUAGAAGGGUGCUGAGGAUGGAGCUACCAGGCAAAAGACCAAGAGGAAGACCAAAGAAAAGGUUGAUGGAUGUUGUGAGGGAGGAUAUGAGGACAGUGGGUGUUAGAGAGGAGGAUGCAUGAGAUAGCCGUAGAUGCAAAAAGAUGACACGCUGUGGGGACCCCUAACGGGACAAGCCGAAAGAGAAAGAAGAAGAUUUACAGCCGAGCAGCGGUGCGAGCUCCCCGGCUGAGCAGGCUCCUGGCUCAGCGGGGAGCGAGCUCAGGGCUCCGCCGCUCGGCACAGCUCAGCUUACGGCUCCGCCGCUCGGCGGCAUUAUUUACAGCCACAGGUUCAAAUCUGUAUGGUAGUAUUCCACCGUCUUCCCAAGCGUCCGAGCUGCUCACAGCCAUGGCGCUCACGGCUGUGUAUGUAAGUAUUCCUCCGUCUUCCCGAUCAACCGAGUAGCGGAGAGCCGCUCACGGCUGUGCCGCUCACGGAUGUGUAUGGAAGUAUUCCUCCGUCUUCCUGAUCAACUGAUACUGCUAUUUCUUCAUCAGAUGAGGAUAAAUAUGAGAAAUCAGCGCUGGGCAUAAUAGUAUUCCACGUAAUCGAGCGUUUGGAACAGCAAGUAACAGUGAGAAAAAAAGUGACAUACACCCAUGUAGGUCAUGUCACUCAGGAAAAUGGCAGCACCCCUGAAAAUUUGUAAUUGUCGAUAAAAAUCUUCUCAAAACAUUAUUAACUGAGAGAGGAUUUAACAUCACAUUGUCAAGAUUACAUAUUACAUGACCUAUUAGACACAUUAUUAAUGCAAAACCUGGAUUUCCCCUUUAAAAUGUCACAAUACCAAAAAUUGCUGCUGCUGAUUCCAAUGGUUUGGUCAGCGCUAUACAAUGAAGCUCGAGUGUCCCCUCUAGUGUGCAAGUGACUGAAAAGAAUUGACUGUUACCGACGCAGUAGGUCCCCCUCACCACAUCACCCGAAUGAUUCAAUGGAAAAGCAGAUGCUAGUAGACAUGAUUUCUGUGCCAUUGCAGAAGUUUGCGGAACAAGCUGAGUACAGCGUCCAACUGUCUUAAGGACUCUGACUACAUGUUUUCUGUCAGGGUUUAGUCCUUCUUUUCUCUCAAGAUUCUUGCUGGCAGUCGAGCAAUUUUCCCAUCGCUGGGGGUUUGAUUUGUGAGGCACUAGAGUGUAUCCAGAUGCCGGUGGGCCUGUAUGCCACAUGUCUGGAGGCCAAACCUCCUCUAAGUCCUUGCCAGUUCUGCCUGAGUCCGGGAGGUACUCAGUUGCCCAUCUGAUGGCGCGGUGGAGCUCCUAAAGUAUAGGUCUUGUGGUGGAGAGGUUAUGUACAGGCAGAGAAAGACUUACAGACUCCACUUACACACCCUGUUUCCUGUCCUGCUAUGCCUUUUCCCCACUAUUUUUUAAUAAACCAUAUAAAUUCAUACAUCCUUGGGGACUUGGUUAUUCUUGACGGGGAUGACGGGAUAUGGGUCAUAGCUGCGCCGUGUCCGUCUAGCCUCACUACUCCCCUCUUUUAAUAUCCAUCCAUCCAUCCAUCCAUCCAUCCAUCCAUCCAUCCAUCCAUCCAUCCACGGAGGCAGCUGAUUUAACAAAAACAACUACACUUCCCUCGCCAAAGCCACUAUAGCCAGCUCUUCCGGGGUGAAGCAGAGGCGAUGCUGAAUCAGCUGAGAGACGUAAUUCCUCCAGCAUCUUUUAGGUUAUCCCCGUGGUCUCCUCUUGGUGGGACGUGUCUGAAACACAUCACCAAGGACUCUGGAGGCAUCAAAGUCUGACGCUUCAGCCACCACUUCUUGCUCCUUGAGCAGUGAUGAAAGUCCUCCGUAUAUAGCAGGGUGUUGAAAUACUUAUUUUCUUCACUGUAAUUGACCUUUUGAUAGAUAACAAAUGACAAUAAUUCAAAUAAUCAGCAGUAAAAUGAAUUGGUUUCAAAAGAAAAUCCAUUGAGCCAUGGCUUUUUACUGUUAUUAAUGAAACUAAAUCAAAUGACCCAACUACUAGUAAAACGAGUUCGCCAGACUCGGGAAGGGUACAGUGAUGAAACUGUUACAAAUGUGAAGGCUUAAUCACUGUAUUUAAAUAUAUUUUCCUGCGCUUUUACACUGUCAAAUCAGAUAAAGCAUGUUUUAGAUGUACAUGAUGGCAUACUGGUAAGAGCUGACCUAUUUCCUGAAGGGGAAAAUUGACUUUGUGUUCUCAUCUACUCACAUAAAAUACAGACAAAUAAUAUAGAAAAUGAUUUAGAUGAAUCAUGUUCCUUGUUAUUGUGGGUCUGACAUUGGUUGGCUCACAAUCUUGGUUCUAGUUCAUCUCUAAAUGUAUUUGAUGGGGUCACAGGCAGUGUUGACACAAGUUACCACGAGAAAGUAACGUAAUUACUUUCCUCAUCACCUUAAGUUAAAAGUAAAUUAGUUUACUGAUUACUUGAUUUCAAAAGUAAGUGAGUUAGUUAGAAAAACACACUUUUUGGUUAAGUAUAGGAGCUGUCAGUACAGGAAUAUCAUUUAUCUGCGAAAAGUACAGCACAAAAAGAAAAAAGCAUUAUCUUCACCGUACCCAUUACUUGAUAAUGUACGUGAGAAGUUACAGAAUACCAUAUGAACAAAUCUGUGUAGUUGAAGCCAUAUUAAAUGAGCAACUUAGAGGAGACUUGAUGUGCCAAAGAGCCACCCAAAUUGAAACAAACACACAAUUCUCGGUACACUUUAAAUACACUUAACUGAUAGACUGACAGACACAGACUGUAGCAACCCUGCAGAUUCUGUUGAUGUCCAUGAAGGCAACUGUAUGUGUGUAUAGUGUUCAAUGAACCUAAAUAUUUUCCUCUUAAGAUAAUCUCAAAAUAGUGACUGUAUUUCCAAUUCAUGCCAAUAUAUCAACACUGGCCAUUGUGUUUUCGCUGCUGCCUCUUUGGAUACAUGUGAGUUGAGUAUGUACUGAAAAUGUGCACAUGUCACAUGAUGUCAUUGCCGUAGACUGCUCCUUUUAUAAAUAUUUCACCUUUUUCUAAUAUUGUAGUAAUAAUGAGUCAUUGUGUCCAUUUUAUUUUAGUUAAGAAUAUAUUGUGUUUGUCUCUGUUUUAUUAGUAAUUACUAAAAGGCUAAAAAUUAGUCUCGACUCAUGACAUACUGAAUCAAGUGUCUUAGUUAUUGACUUACCUCAUCUUUCCACGUGCUGUACUUUGUUAAUGAUGAAUAUUUAUUGUCGAAAUAAGAAAAGGAUGUAUUUAUCAAAAGCACAUUAACUUCUCGUGAACUAAAAAUAAAGAUAAAUCUGAGAAAUAUUAAUCUGACUACAGUAAUAAUAAAAAUUCAUAUGUUUGAUUACUGAUGAUGUCACCGGAAAACAUUUUUUGAAGGCGUAACACGUUACCGUCAGUACUCGUCAGUGCUCAAAUUGGUCCAAUCAAGUUCUUCUCGACCAAACUCAUCCAAGUAUGCCUUAUGGACCUUGCUUUGUGCGCACAAUAUUACCAUCUAAUGUCCAAUGAUCACACUUCUAAUUUUGCAUAGGUCGUAUGUAAAAGUGGAGUGGGCAAAUAUUUGAGAAUUGCCAACAAUAUGUUGAUAGGAACAACGUUAACGUCAAUUUAAUCCCUCUCCAACAGUCUUUCUGAUGCAGCAAUAAGGAAUAGUCUGGCCAAAAAAACUCACUAUUGACCAAAAAGAGCAAAACAUCAUGUUCACCAUCAAAAUGAAAAAAAGUAAGUGAAUAAUUUUC